Messenger RNA from Lagopus leucura (white-tailed ptarmigan), 947 nucleotides. RefSeq names its product otoraplin (gene OTOR). Bases 249 to 647 code for a protein of 132 amino acids. Lineage: Eukaryota; Metazoa; Chordata; Aves; Galliformes; Phasianidae. Gene Ontology annotation, molecular function: protein binding. The transcript has 4 exons. Gene Ontology annotation, biological process: cartilage condensation. The record is from RefSeq and is a predicted model, not a curated record.
UGUAUGAGUAGAGGAAAGCUUAAGGUUCUUAAGUAACACAGUUGCUCCAGAACAGGUUUGGGGAAGGAUUCUGUUGCAUAAGUGCAACCUGAGGUUCCCUCUUGCCGGCAGCUCCUUUUGUUGCAGUGGAAUGUCACCCUGAUCCCUUCCCAUUGGCCAGGGGUGUUUGUCCAGAUGUUAGGCUGUUCCAUAAAAGAUAGAGAUCCCUGGGCACGGUGCGCAUUUGGGAAGUGCUGCAGCAAAGAAAAAUGACACAAAGUGUUUAUUUGAUCAUCUUAUUUUUGUGUCUUGGAUUAAUGAAUCCAUUUGCAACUGGAAUUUUUAUGGACAAGCUUGCCAGCAAGAAGCUGUGUGCUGAUGACGACUGUCUCUACACCAUUUCCCUUGUCAGAGCAGAAGAGGAUUAUAAAGCUCCAGACUGCAGAUUCAUUAAUAUUAAAAAAGGGCAGUUGAUUUAUGUUUACUCAAAACUAGUGAAAGAAAAAGAAUCUGGAGAAUUCUGGGCUGGAAGUGUUUAUGGAGAAGAGUAUGAAGACCAUAUGGGGACAGUUGGCUACUUCCCUCGCAGUUUAGUCUCAGAACAACAUGUCUAUCAAGAAGCAAAUAAGACCGUUCCUACAACGGACAUUGAUUUCUUCUGUGAGUAGUGCUGAAGAUGGCUGGGUAAUCUCCAGGGUGCUAUCAAGAAAUGCUGACAAAGAAACUUGGAACCCUCCACCGAACACCAGCUUUUUUUUUUUUUUUUUAAAUACCUAAUUGUAAAAUAAGUCAUCUUUCAAGUGCAGAAGUUGAUUUAAAGGCAGUAAUUUGGGGUGGGGAAAGUAGUCUUAUAUGGGAUUUAUUCGUUAGAAAUUAUUUACCUGCAUAUACCUGUGAAUGCCUUUAUAAGCCUUUGCAUUACUUUGAGUAGUGCAGAUUACAUGUAGAAUUAAAUGUGCCAUCUUGAU